CCCAAUUCUUCCCUCAUCAGUCCUCCCGAAGGACCCAAAAUAAAGCCGCUUCACUGUGUUUCUGCCUUCUUGUAGAGAAAGAAACGAACCACUACCUCUACUAAAAGCUGGACCAAAAGCAGAGCUCCAAACCUUAAUCAACUCCUCAAUCUCUCAAUAUUCAGAAAAAUAUGACUCAAGAUGUGGAAAUGAAGGACACUCAAGCUCACUCAAAUUCUCUCUCCUCCGCCGAUCCGCCCACAUUGAAGCAUUUGAAGGAGAUUGCCUCGUUGUUGGAAACUGGUUCUUACACUAAAGAGACUCGUAGAAUUUCUCGUGCUAUUCGUCUUACUUUUGUUAUUCGUCACAAGCUUACGUCUCGUGUGCUUCAUCUUUUCCUUGAUUAUGCUCUUGUUCCGGGUUCUGAGGCACAUGGAAAAAUCUCCGCUUUUCUUCCAAAGGGAGGUGAACAUGAAAUGGAAGUUGAUACUGCAACAUCUGCUGUGCAAACUUCAGGGAAAAGCACCUUACCUGAGCUGGAAAUCUUCUGCUACUUGAUUGUACUGUUGUUUCUGAUUGAUCAAAAAUUGUACAAUGAGGCUAAAGCUUGUGCUGCUGCAAGCAUUGCACGUUUGAAAUCACUAAAAAGAAGGGUCGCUGAUGUUCUGGCGUCAAAAUUGUAUUCCUUCUAUUCGCUGAGUUAUGAGCAAACUGGUGAUCUUGCAGAAAUCCGUGGUGAACUCCUUACUUUGCAUCGUUUGACCACUUUGCACCAUGAUGAGCUUGGUCAGGAAACGCUUCUUAACCUGCUGCUUCGCAACUACCUCCAUUACAACUUGUAUGACCAGGCUGAAAAGCUGAGAUCCAAGGCUCCCAGUUUUGGAGCUCAUUCCAAUCAGCAGCAUUGUCGACAUCUCUUUUACAUUGGAAAGAUCCAGACAAUUCAGUUGGAGUAUACUGAUGCGAAAGAGAGCCUUCUUCAGGCUGCCAGGAAAGCACCUGUUGCAGCUCGUGGUUUCAGGAUCCAGUGCAACAAAUGGGCUGUGAUAGUGCGAUUACUACUAGGGGAAAUACCUGAGAGAACGAUGUUUAUGCAGAAAGGCAUGGAGAAGGCUUUGCGUCCUUACUUUGAGCUUACAAAUGCUGUUCGAAUUGGUGACUUGGAGCUGUUCAGAGGAGUUACUGAAAAGUUCUCUUCUACUUUCGAUAAGGAUCGCACUCACAAUUUGAUUGUCCGUCUGCGUCACAAUGUUAUUAGGACUGGAUUGAGAAACAUUAGCAUCUCCUAUUCCCGCAUCUCACUUGCUGAUGUUGCUAAGAAGUUAAGAUUAGAUUCCCCCAACCCUGUUGCAGAUGCUGAAAGCAUUGUGGCUAAGGCUAUUCGUGAUGGUGCGAUAGAUGCCACAUUGGAUCAUGCUAAUGGGUGGAUGUUAUCAAAGGAGACUGGUGACAUCUACUCAACAACUGAGCCACAAUCUGCCUUUGACUCUAGAAUUGCUUUCUGUCUGAACAUGCACAAUGAGGCUGUUAGAGCCCUGAGGUACCCACCUAAUUCGCACAAGGAAAAGGAAAGUGCUGAGAAGAGAAGGGAAAGGCAGCAGCAGGAGCAAGAACUUGCCAAGCACAUUGCUGAGGAGGAAGAUGAUGAUUUUUGAUGGAGCUCAUAUUUCAUGGAUCCCCUUGCUUCCCUUAUUAUUGGGUUUGAUCCACUAGGGAAAAGCCUUCUAGUUCUACCUAUUUUCGGUUUUUUCUAUUGAGGUCAUGAACAUAAUCAGGGUACUAAGGUUUCUUGCGCUUAGUUGAAUGUUUAUUACACUGCUCCAGUUGCUGCUACAAUAUACUCUUAAUUUGUUAUACUUUUGAGUUUAGUUCCUAUAUUUUUACAAGCAAAUCUGGAUCUGAUAUUAAGCAGGAUUUUUUGCCUUA
Molecule: messenger RNA, 1905 nt
Organism: Beta vulgaris subsp. vulgaris (sugar beet)
Lineage: Eukaryota; Viridiplantae; Streptophyta; Magnoliopsida; Caryophyllales; Amaranthaceae
Product: probable 26S proteasome non-ATPase regulatory subunit 3
Exons: 9
Coding region: 171-1634 (487 amino acids)
Biological process (GO): ubiquitin-dependent protein catabolic process; regulation of protein catabolic process
Cellular component (GO): proteasome regulatory particle, lid subcomplex; proteasome complex
Molecular function (GO): enzyme regulator activity
Source: RefSeq, a predicted model, not a curated record